This is a messenger RNA of Humulus lupulus (European hop), 3293 nucleotides long. RefSeq lists its product as uncharacterized. The record is from RefSeq and is a predicted model, not a curated record. NCBI's taxonomy places the organism in Eukaryota, Viridiplantae, Streptophyta, Magnoliopsida, Rosales, Cannabaceae. Gene Ontology annotation, molecular function: nucleic acid binding; zinc ion binding. The transcript is spliced from 5 exons. The coding region runs from base 225 to 3293 and encodes 1022 amino acids.
GACCAUUAUUCUGAAAAACAGAGAGAAAAGAAAACCAAAAACCAUUUCUUGGCUGGUUUGAAGAAAUUCUAAGGAGAUCCAAGUGAAAGCAAAGCCAAAGAAGUAGAUUAAGCUUAGUUCUAGCCUUUUUAUGAUAUUUCUUGGGGUUUCCAAGUGGUUUGAGGUUUAGAAAAGCUUGAAGAGAUUGUUUUCGCCGAAAAGUUGCUCGAUAUAUAAUAACACAGAUGGAUCAUGAACAUGGUAUGGGGGCUACUGAAGGCUCUUGCAGCAAUAAAUAUGAACAAGAAAUGGCUCAACUUCGAGCGGUGGUGAAUAGACAGGCUGAACAAAUUGAGAAGUUGUUAGCAGAACAACGACAAAGGCAAGCACCAACACCACCUACUGAAACUCCAACACCUCCACAAGCUCCACCUGCAGUGCACCCCAUGGAACCAUUAUAUGAACGGUUCCGAAAACAACGCCCACCAGUAUUUGAAGGUAGCACUGACCCACUUGACGCACAAGACUGGAAGAGUUCUUUAGAAGACAUCUUUGAGUUCAUGCAACUAAGUGACAGGGAAAAAGUUUCUUGUGCUGCACAUACACUUAAAAAGGAUGCUAAGAUCUGUUGGGAAGUGGUUAAGCAGACUAGAGAAGUGAAUCAGAUGACUUGGGCAGAAUUUGAACUGGUCUUCAAUGAGAAGUUUUAUAAUGAAGCUGUGUUGACUGCCAAAGUAAGUGAGUUCACUAGAUUGCAACAGGGGAAUCUAUCAGUGGCUGAGUACGCCAGGACAUUUGACCGGUUAGCCAAGUUUGCACCAGACUUGGUUAACACUGAAACCAGUAGAGUGAAUCGCUUCCUGGAGGGUCUGCAACCAGAAUUGGCUAGAGAUGUGGAUAUGGGACGUACAGGGCCUCUUUCUUAUGCUCAGGCUGUGGAGAAAGCUUUGAGAGCUGAGCACAGAGAAGAAAAGAUAACCAAAGCUAAAGCUGCUACUAGCAUGCCUCGUAGAGACACUCCAUUCAACAAAGAACAAAGCCGCUUUCACAAUGACAACAAAAGAGGGGCCCAGAAUUUCCAAUUUAGACAAGGACAGAAUAAGAAAUUUAAAGGAGGUCAGCAAAACAGGCAACCUGGAUUCCAACAAAUGCCACGAUGUCAAACUUGUGGAAAGAAUCAUUUCGGGGAGUGCAGGCUUCUAACUAAGAGCUGCUUCAAAUGUGGCAAGGGGGAUCAUUUUAUCAAAGAUUGUCCAUUGAUGAAGAACCAACAAAUGAAGGAUGAACCUCAGAGGACAAAUGCUAGGGUGUUCACGAUUACUCAGGCUGAUGCUGAUACCAACAACUCUGUUGUGUCAGGUGAUAUUUUUGCAUCUGGUAUUCUCACUCAUGCAUUAAUAGAUUCAGGUGCCACGCAUUCAUUUGCAUCAUUGACAUAUGUAAAAAGGUUGGGUGGAUCGUGUGAAAAAUUGUCAGAAGUUUUUAGUACAAUGUUACCAUCUGGAGAGAUUCUGUAUUCUACUCAUUGGUUGAGGGGGGUUCCUAUUUGCAUUGAUGGUAGGGAAUUAUAUGCUGAUCUAAUAAUGUUAGAGAUGGCCGAUUAUGAGGUGAUUUUGGGUAUGGAUUGGCUUUCAAAGUAUAAUGCCACUAUUGAUUGUAGAAGGAAAACAGUGAUAUUUAAGCCUUCGGAGGAAGAUGAGUUUAUGUUUACUGGAGCGACAUCGAAAGGUUGCAUUCCAUUAAUUUCUGCUAUGAAGGCCAGGCGACUGUUGGAAAGUGGAUGUGUGGGUUAUCUCGCCAGUGUGGUUGACACGUAUAAGGAGCAAAAGUUAAAACCGGAAGAUGUACCGGUAGUUAGAGAUUUCUUAGAAGUAUUUCCAGAAGAUUUACCGGGAUUGCCUCCAGACAGAGAAAUUGAAUUUGUGAUUGAGCUACUUCCUGGUACAGCCCCUGUGUCCAAGGCACCUUAUAGAAUGGCACCAGCAGAACUAAAGGAAUUAAAGAUACAAUUGCAAGAACUCCUGGAUAAAAAGUUUAUCAGGCCUAGUUUUUCACCAUGGGGAGCUCCGGUGCUAUUUGUGAAGAAAAAGGAUGGGACGAUGCGAAUGUGUAUUGAUUAUAGAGAAUUGAACAAGUUGACAAUCAAGAAUAAGUAUCCACUUCCUAGAAUUGAUGAUCUUUUUGAUCAAUUACAAGGAAGAGGAGUGUUUUCAAAGAUUGAUUUGAGAUCUGGGUAUCAUCAAUUAAAGAUUAGAGAAGAGGAUGUACCAAAGACCGCAUUUCGAACUCGGUAUGGCCAUUAUGAGUUCCUUGUGAUGCCAUUUGGAUUAACUAAUGCUCCAGCUGCAUUCAUGGACUUGAUGAACAGGGUGUUUAAGGACUACCUUGAUAAGUUUGUAAUAGUGUUUAUUGAUGAUAUCUUGGUGUAUUCUCGAUCCCAAGAAGAACAUGAGGAACAUUUGAGGUUGACGUUGGAGAAAUUAAAAGAAAAACAACUCUAUGCCAAAUUUAAGAAAUUCUCAAAAGAUGGUAUUGCGGUGGAUCCAUCAAAGAUUGAAGCUGUUAGUAAGUGGAAUAGACCAACAAAUGUUUCAAAAGUAAGGAGUUUUCUGGGAUUAGCAGGCUAUUACCGAAGAUUUGUUGAAGGAUUUUCCAAGAUAGCAAUGCCAUUGACACAACUCACGAGGAAGAAUCAUAAGUUUGAAUGGACUGAAGCUUGUGAGAAAAGUUUUCAAGAUUUGAAGCAAAGAUUGGUUUCUGCUCCAGUACUUACUAUUCCAUCUGGAUCAGCAAAUGUAGUUACAGACGCACUGAGUAGAAAGUCUCAUGGUAAUGUGUCAUUUUUGAGGAAACUGACAAGACCACUUCAGGAGGACAUGUGCAGAGCGGAGAUUGAGGUGAUCACAGGAAGAUUAUCAGUGAUGACUAUUCAGUCUACCUUGUUAGAGAGAAUCAAACAAGGUCAAUGUGAGGAUCCUUACUUGGUGGAACAAAAAGGUGAAUUGGAAAGUGGGAAGGUCAAUGAGUUUAGUGUGUCAUGUAAUGGGAUGCUAAAGUUCAAGGAAAGAGUUUGUGUCCCUAAUAAUGAGGAGUUGAAGAGAGAAAUCCUUACCGAAGCUCACAAUACCUUGUAUUCAGUACAUCCGGGGACGACCAAGAUGUUUAAUGACUUGAAAAGACACUACUGGUGGCCCAACAUGAGAAAGGAUGUGGUCGAAUUUGUAGCCAAGUGUUUAACCUGUCAACAAGUGAAAGCUGAACAUCAGAAACCUGCUGGUUUACUACAACCAAUACGGAUACCAGAGUGGAAAUGA